AAUUUCAUUUAGUAGUUUCUUUGAUUACAUGAUGUUAAAUAAAAGAUGUCAAUUAUGUUCAUAUAGAAAUUUUGUCUUAAAAUUUUAGGUGAUGCAAAUCUUUUGGCCAUGGCUGUAUGUACUCCACUAAUACUGACAGCCCCUGAAUCCAGAAUUAAUUUAGUUGAAAAUACAUAAUAGACUUAAAGAUAUGACUAAAUGCCAGUUUACCCAGGUCUGUGUUUCUUGUCUGUGUUUUAUGAUACAACACUGGAACUGUUAUGUUUUAUUGAGUCCUUGAAAAGUUUGUCAGAUUCCAGCUGAGGAUUCAUUGGUAAAGUUCAACCUAGUCCAGUUUUCACUUUGAUGAAUUCACUUAAAAUCUAAACAAAGGGGGCAACAGCAGCCUGUGAGAAAAAAGGGUUAGUGUUUCUUUAAAAGCUGUACAAGUUGUUUUAAUUCCUGGCCAGUUUCCUGAGGGGGUGUUUUUUUUUGGAAAGGUGGAGUCUGGCUUCUCUGCACUUGGUCCCAGCAUCUCAAUCUGAUUGCAUUUAUGUUCCUGUGUGUCACAAACUAAAGUUGCCUGCUUUAAGCUAACUUCUUCCCCGAACUGCAAAACCCAGAGAGCAUGAAUCAGAAAUGGGCAGCUGUGUAAGUCUAUACCUCUGACUACAUAUAAUUAUAACUUUGUACUGAUUUGGGUUUGCCAUUGGAACUUUUUGCAUCUUUUAAAUGUUUAGUUAACUUUCCCAGUUGUAUCGAAUUAACUUUGUUUCUGAAACAGUGUUGAUACCUUAUUUUAAAUAUUUCUGGUUUUAUGUUGAUAACAUUAAGUUUUUAAUUUAAUUAGAAUUUAUAAUUAUAUUUUAAUUAACAAUUUGAUAUCUGUUUUUAUUACUCCAUAUUAGAGCUUUUGUUUGGAUCAAUCAAAAGUCUCUAUUUUAAAACAUUUGAAUUUUUUUUGUUAUUUUUUUAUACCUCAUCUAUGAUUUUUAAUUAUAGUUGUUAGUCUCAAAACGAUUUGGCUUGCUUUUGUAUUUCCAUUUUUUGUGUGUGUGGAAGUUUUUAAACAAUUAGACAAUGCAGUACCAGGAUAUGGCCACACUACAUUACUAGACGGAUAAAGAAAAACUACAAUUGAUAGCAAUAGUUAUUUAGGUCUUAUAAAUUGAUCAGCCAUGGCUAAAGCUGCUCAGCUGCCCAUAUUGCUUCUGUGCUUCCUGCAUACUGUUUGCUGUUUGGAUUCUGUUCCUCCUACAAUUCAAUACAAAGUUUUGGAGGAAGUGCCCACUGGGACAUUGAUUGGAAAGAUUGCUGAUGAUCUGAGCCUGGAAGGGGAGAAUGAAGCACUGGAGGAUUUUCAAAUUGUUGAGCCAGUUCGGGCUUUGCCAUUCCGGGUUGGACUACAAGAUGGGACUCUUUCCACUGCAGAUCGCCUGGAUAGAGAUGCCCUUUGCUGGGAUACCAGCCCUUGUUUGAUUCCUUUUAAUAUACUGUAUAGGAAAGGAGGGACCAUUGAGCUUUUGCAGUUACAGGUGGAAGUCUUGGAUAUAAAUGAUCACAGUCCGACUUUUCCAAACUUGGAGCAGGAAAUUGAGAUUUCAGAGAGUGCCUCACUGCACACCACAAUACCAUUGGAUAGGGCGCUGGAUCCGGAUGCUGGUACCAAUGCUCUGCAUACUUAUUCCUUAUCCCCUAACCAGCAUUUUGAAUUAGAUGUCAUCACCCGAUCGGAAGGAACCAAACAUGGGCAGCUUGUGGUCAUCAAAGCACUGGACAGGGAGGUUCAGUCUUCCUGUGAAAUGUUUCUGACAGCCUGUGAUAAAGGAAAUCCACCAAAAUGUGGGACCAUGCUGGUAAGGGUUAAUGUUUUGGAUUCCAAUGAUAACAGUCCAGUUUUUGAGCGCAGCUUGUUUUCCGUUGAGCUAAAGGAAGACACGAUGCCAGGGACCACCAUCAUCAAUCUUCAGGCCACCGAUCCUGAUCAAGGGGCCAAUGGAGAAAUUGAGUAUUCCUUUAGCAAGCAUGUCCCUUUAGAAGUACUGAGCAUCUUCAAUAUUAACCCCCAAACAGGAACAGUGACUCUAACAGGAGUUUUGGACUAUGAGGAAAGACAUACUUAUGAGCUUGACAUCCAAGCCAGGGAUUUGGGGCCCAAUCCCAUCCCUGCCCAUUGCAAACUCCAUAUCAAAGUCCUGGAUGUUAAUGAUAAUGCACCCAAGAUACAUGUCAUGUGGGCUCCACCAGAGUCUGAUGUUGCCAUGGUUUCUGAGGGUGCUGCUACUGAAACCUUCCUUGCCCUAGUGAUGGUAUCUGAUGCUGACUCUGGGUUCAAUGGGAACAUCCAGUGCCAAGUCCAUCAUGGGCUGGGUCAUUUCCGGCUGAAGAGGACCCACGGAGACAACUAUAUGGUAGUGACCAAUGCCACCUUGGACAGGGAGAGGCAGGAGAAGUACAACCUCACUCUGGUGGCCAAGGACCAAGGCAUCCCAUCCUUCUCUUUGACAAAGCACCUCACCGUACAUGUAAUGGAUGAAAAUGACAAUGCACCUGUCUUCUCAAAGAGUCUUUAUGAGGUUUCUUUCCAGGAGAACAAUCCCCAUGGCCUCUACAUUCUUACGGUCAAAUCUCACGAUGUUGACCUGGGCCUCAGUGGGAAUGUCACUUACUCAAUCAAGGAUUCCACAAAACCAGGAAAACCAGCUGCCUCUUUUAUCAUCCAUCCCACAGAUGGUAUGAUCUACGCUCAGCAGUCGUUAGAUUUUGAACAGACAAAAGGUCUUACACUAAUAGUGGAGGCAACAGACAAUGGGCAACCACCACUGUCUAGCAGCGCUUCUGUCUUAAUAAAUAUCCAAGAUGUCAAUGAUAACCAUCCUUUGAUUGUGGACCCAGUGCUGAAGAACCACAGGGCAGCACUUAGCAUCCCUGUUAACACAGAGAAGAGAGAGAUAGUCAGUGAGGUGGAAGAUGCUGCUAGUGAACACAGAGACACGCUAACUAAUUACCACCUCGAGCUUUUUCCAAAGAGUAACGACUCUGCAGCAAAACUGAAACCAGAUGGAUACCUAGUAACGACUGUCAAAGCCAGGGAUGCUGAUGCAGGCCUAAAUGGAGAGCUCCGCUAUGAGAUAGCAAGUAGGGAUAGUUUGUUUGAAAUAGAUGAAGUGACUGGACAGAUUUAUGUGAAUACCAGCAAUGUUACAGAGCUGAUUGGAAAAGUGUUUGUAGUAGAGGUCACUGUUCGGGACUUGGGUUCUCCACCACUCUCCACUCGAGCUUCUUUGGAAUUGACUUUUCUCAGUCUCUUUGACCAUCUCAAAAACUCUACUCCUGGCCAGCAUGGACUACUGAGCUUUCCCCUGACUAUAGCCCUCUGCCUUGGGGCCUUCUGUCUUCUGGUUGCCUUGGCAGCAACCUUGGUGACCACUUUCUGUCGGAAUGAGAAACGUGAAAACCGGGCUUACAACUGCAGGCAGGCUGAGUCCACUUACACCAGGCACCCUAGGCGUCCACAGAAACAGAUCCAAAAGGCAGACAUACACUUAGUUCCUGUGUUGAGAGGGAGGCAGGAAGAGCCAGCUGGGGGAGAACCUGGCAGACCCCCUUCAGCUGGGUCAACAACGACUUUGGAUGCGCUGGAAGCCUUUCCUCCUUGUCAGUUCAACCUGUCUCCAUCCCUCAGCAGGACUCUCAGGAACCAAACUUUCCCAGAAAACAACAGCACUCUCCCCCUAUCCCCUCCGAGAACUCUCCGCAAACCACACAACAUUGAGGAGAGUGGGACUCUUCCUCGUACCCCUGCUUCCCCCUAUAGGACUCUCAAAAAGCCCAAGAAUAUGGAGUUCCACCAAAUAGAGGGCCCCACAGCUCAGCUACAGGCACCUCUGCCCUAUACAGGGACACUGAAGCUGCCAGGAAAGGCUGCCGUCCAGCACAGUGCACAGGAAGAACCACACUCAGCCCCUGCCUCUCCCCCAUUUCGGACACUCAGGAGGCAGAGGAUCACAGACUCCAAGUCGAGGCCAGAGAAAGAUGACCACCAGCAGAUCUUGAGGAAUCUGGUCCGGAUCUCCAUGGCAGCCUUAGCAGAGUACAACCCCAUUGAACUCACUGCAGCGUCCCCAGAGGUACAGCAAGUCUCCCAGUUGCUCUCCUUACUACACCGGGGCCAGUUCCAGCCAAAACCCAACUUCCGGGGGAAUAAGUACUCAGCCAGAGCCGGCAGGUCUGGUGUACAGGAUGCUGACUGGCAGAGUACCAAGGAUAGUGGUCAUGGUGAGAGUGAGGCUGGAGAUAUGGACUGGGAAACUGGACGGGACUCUCCCAUUGACCCCCUGCUGGUGGAAGAGCUAGAUAACCUGCUGACUCAGACAGAUGAUGUGUUUAUGGACCUCCCUGAUCCAGCCUGGAUGGCUCGCUUGUCUUUGCCGCUUACCACAGACUAUAGGGAAAACGUCUUUGUCCCUGAAGGACUCCCUUCCCCAGAGACCCCUGCUCUUCCCCCAGCUGCUGAUGGAGCUGCCUCCUUCUCCACCUUCGGGAAGGCCCCUGGCGAGAGUUCACAGAUCUCUGGGCACCUCCUCUCCGAGGUCAGCACCCUCUUUGAGAUGCUGCUCACUCAGAAGGCGGACUCUCACCCCAGGACUUCUGCUGAAGUGCUGUACAGACUCUCCGCUGCCUACCGCCGCUCCCUGGGUUUGGAAGGGGCAGCAACAGGGGGUGGCAACUUUCCUAGAGACUCCCCCAAAACACAAGAUAAAGCUGACCCUUCAAGAGAUAUGGAGAUCCAUCAAUUAGUCUGAUUGUGAGAGUAUGCUGGUACAAUUCCAAACUACACAAGUUAAACUUGCGCAUUCUACACAUAAAGAUGUCACCAUUAGGUGGGAUGUCCAGGGCCUGCUUUGUGGAUGUUUUAAGAUCUGAAUAGGCUUUUUAAUAGAAGCAGAGCAGGGGGGUUGACAGCAGUGUCAACUUAAAGCUGCACUUCCUCAGUACACUGUGGGGAAACUCUUUGGAAAUGACAGUGUACAGCAACCGCCAACCAAAUUCCAGACAACGGAAUGAGAUCAAACUGCUGUGGUUUAACAGCAAAUACCAAUCAUGUUGUUUGGAAAAGACAUUGUACUAAAACAGUUUAACUUGCCUUUAAAGUUAUAUUUCAGGUAUUUGAAAAAAAAAUUUCCGUAACAUAUUAAGAAAACUUUACUUUGCUUAUGCAAAAAUGAUAAACAUUUUGUUAGUAACUGGCUGACUGGUGCUGUGUUGGAGAAUAGUGCAAGACCCUUUAGUUCAUGUCAAUUGGCAGUUCAGACACUAGCCUGUGAGGUGAUUACAGAUGGAAACAGGGCAAUUACAAAAAGGUGCUACUCUAAUGAUGGACAUGCCCUGACAGCCUACCUGGCUUUAGAUUUGAAUCUUUCAAACCAAAAAACACCUCAAAAUAACCGUUGGUCCAACAGACAUAUUUCAGUCUCCUAUACUAUUUGUAAAGAGUUGGAACAUAUACAAUGACCACAAGCCGAUAGAGACUGCUGUUAUUUAUGUUUAAAUCUUAACUGUGCCCUCUUCCCUGUGCAAGCAAACACAUACUGUAAGUAAGGAUCAGCUUGGCAUCUCUUGGGUGGCUGUAAAAUAUCCCACUUAUGCAUGUUAAAAUAUUCACUCAGUU
Molecule: messenger RNA, 5650 nt
Organism: Acipenser ruthenus (sterlet)
Lineage: Eukaryota; Metazoa; Chordata; Actinopteri; Acipenseriformes; Acipenseridae
Product: protocadherin-12-like
Exons: 4
Coding region: 1158-4784 (1208 amino acids)
Biological process (GO): homophilic cell-cell adhesion
Cellular component (GO): plasma membrane
Molecular function (GO): calcium ion binding
Source: RefSeq, a predicted model, not a curated record